Messenger RNA from Momordica charantia (bitter melon), 755 nucleotides. RefSeq names its product CLAVATA3/ESR-RELATED 26 (gene CLE26). NCBI's taxonomy places the organism in Eukaryota, Viridiplantae, Streptophyta, Magnoliopsida, Cucurbitales, Cucurbitaceae. The record is from RefSeq and is a predicted model, not a curated record.
CUAUACUUCUACUUCUACCGAACAAAAACAAACCAAUAACCAAACUCUUGCCUCUCAAAAUCAUCUCCCUCUCCCAUGCUCCUCACUUAUUAACCCCCAACUUCUCUUUUCCUUGAGGUCGGAGGAGAUAAAAGAUACAUUCAUCGACCCAACUAUCAUUCUUCUUUCGAGUCGUGAGAACAACUAAUCUCUCUCGACAUACACAAACGACGAUACUAUAUAUAUAUAUAUAUAUAUAGUAUACUCAUGAGAAGUGAAGGUAAUUUGUGCUUGUUUUCUUACUUGAAGUUCUUGCUUCAAGCUUUGGUUGUGGGGCUUUUCUUAUGGAUUUUAAUGGUGGGCUUGCCGGAGAGUCGAGAACGGCCGGCCGUGGAAACAACCAACGGGCUAUUGGCAACCGUGGGAAGCCAUGUGAAGCAAGUGAAGGUACUGCCCAACAACAACCAUCAAGAUUUGGAUCUCAACUUCAUGAGCAAAGUGAGAGUUCCUAAAGGGCCCGACCCUAUUCAUAACAGGAGAGUUGGGAUUAAUGGAGGGCCUCCCAGCCGAGCAUAGAUUCCGUCCAGUUUCAGAAGAAAUGGCAAAAUUUAAAAUUAAUAUGUGUAUUUGUAAUUUUAAUAAAUAAUGUUUAAAAGAAAUCUGGAUUAUAUUAUAUUAUUGUAUAUAAUUUAGGAUAAUUUACAAAAACUGGACUUUGUACUCUGUAGAACUGAAACUGAAACUGGAUGGUGUCAUGGUGUGGGAUCUGUUUCCAA